AACCCUCUCUCCCCCAAAAACCCAAACCCUUGGCGGCUGACCUCCCCGUUUUUCUCUCUCCUAGGGUUUCUCUCUCUCUCUCUCUCUUCCCAAAACCCCCGCUUGAUUCUCGUCAUGGCUGCUGUUGCUCCUCCUGCGGAUCAAGCUGCAGAGUUGCUUCAGAAAUUGUCAUUGGAUUCUCAAACCAAAAAUUUGGAAAUCCCUGAGCCAACUAAAAAGCCUUCUGGUAAUCAAUUUGGGGCUGUUGAUGGGGGUGAUGCUGCAAAUGGUCAGAACCAGUCAUGUGAGAGGUCUGUGACCCCAUUACUACAGGAAUUUAUGGAUCCAUCCGUGUGCUAUGUCCCUAAUGGCUAUUCAUCAUAUUAUUAUGGAGGUUAUGAUGGAACUACAAAUGAGUGGGAAGACUAUUCCAGAUAUAUGAAUCCAGAGGGAGUUGAGAUGCCUGCCGGAGUUUAUGGGGAUAAUGGAUCACUCAUGUAUCACCAUGGAUAUGGAUAUGCACCUUAUGGCCCAUAUCCACCAGCCGGUUCCCCAGUUCCAACUGUUGGACAUGAUGGUCAGCUAUAUGGGCCUCAGCACUACCAGUAUCCCGCCCCAUACUUUCAGCCACCUACUCCAACCAGUGGACCUUACAACCCUAGUCCAGGUGCCCCUCCCCCGGGAGAGGUUACCACCUCUGUGGCUGCUGACCAAAAGCCUUUGUCUGUAGAAACUGCUAAUGGUAAUUCUAAUGGUAUUGCAAGUGGUGGGGCUAUGAAAGGGAAUAAUGGUUCCGCACCUGUGAAACCAACAUAUCAGAACUCGCCAUUUAAUUCAAAUGGUUCCUAUGGAAGAGGUGCAUUGCCAGGGGGGGUUCCCGCUUCUGGUUAUCAGGACCCAAGAUUUGCUUUUGAUGGGCUACGAUCUCCUCUCCCAUGGUUAGAUGGCCCAGUUUUUUCUGAUCCAAGGCCUGUGACUAGCACCUCAAUCACCUCAUCAAUUUCAAACGCCAAUAAUGUUACAGCUUCGAGGAAUCUCCGGCCACAUUCUCAUUUCAUGGGUUUGCAACAUCCAAGACCAAUGUCUGGCAUGGGUACAGCUCAUGGAUUUAUGAAUAGAAUGUACCCAAACAAGUUAUAUGGUCAGUAUGGAAACACAGUUAGAUCUGGUCUAGGUUUUGGAUCUAAUGCUUAUGAUUCACGAACAAAUGGGCGUAGUUGGUUGGCUGUUGAUAACAAAUACAAACCCAGGGGACGAGGCGUUGGUUUCUUUGGUUAUGGUAACGAGAACAUGGAUGGUUUGAAUGAGCUAAACAGGGGGCCAAGAGCCAAGAGCUCUAAAAACCAAAAGGGGCUUGCACCAGUCACAGCCAAGGGCCAGAAUGUUCAAUCCAAUGGAUCUAAUGAUGAGGAGAAGGAUAGGACUAGUGUGUUCCCUGACCGUGAUCAGUACAAUCAUGCAGAUUUCCCUGUGGAACAUACUGAGGCUAAGUUCUUCAUCAUUAAGUCUUAUAGUGAAGAUGAUGUCCAUAAGAGCAUCAAGUAUAAUGUAUGGGCCAGCACACCAAAUGGCAACAAGAAACUUGAUGCAGCUUACAGGGAAGCUCAGGAGAAAUCUGCUGGCUGUCCUGUAUUUCUUUUCUUCUCGGUCAAUACAAGUGGGCAAUUUGUUGGCCUUGCGGAGAUGGUGGGCCAUGUUGAUUUUCACAAGAAUGUGGAGUACUGGCAACAAGACAAGUGGAAUGGAUGUUUCUCUGUGAAGUGGCAUGUUGUAAAGGAUGUACCGAAUAGUUUGUUGAAGCACAUCACCCUUGAAAACAAUGAGAACAAACCUGUUACAAAUAGUAGGGACACUCAAGAGGUUAAGUUAGAGCAGGGGCUUCAGAUGCUCAAAAUAUUUAAGGAACACUGCAGCAAAACAUGCAUCUUGGAUGAUUUUGCAUUUUAUGAGUCUCGCCAGAAAACAAUUCAGGAGAAAAAGGCUAAACAACAGCAGUUUCAGAAACAGGUAUGGGAAGGGAAGCCCACUGAUGAGAAGAAUGGGGAACUAAAACCACAGAAGUCAUUGGAGGUUGCCUCGGAUUUGAUUAAGGAAUCAACACCAGCUGUCCAGGCUAAUGGGGAUCGGAAGGUUUUUGAAAAUGGAUCAGUUGCCAAACCUGGAGAUGCUCCAAAGGCUUUUAAACCGAGUAUAGUGUCUGAAAAGAGGAUUGUUGCCAACGGGGUUGCAAAUGGGGUGGCAAAUGGGGUGGCAAAUGGUUGCUAGCUUUACCUGGCCACAAAAGGGCGGUCCAUGGUCUUCUAUAGUUUCUUGCAAGAAGUUGUAUCAGAAGUUUUGCUGGUUAGAUUAGAGGGCAUAGGCGACUGCUAGCAAAUUCUCCUUCAGACUGGCCGCCAGAAUUGGAUCUGUCUUGCUGCUUCCAAGGAUCAAUAAAACAGAGAUUAAAAUACCUCUUCAGAUUUUUCAGGUGUGGCAAGGCAGGCUAUGCUUCACAGAAUCCCAGUACCAAAGCCCAUUUUUCUUUAUCAUGGGUCUGUUGUUAUAGUUGUUAGCCCCUAACAGGUUUUCUUCCUUAGGAGUUUGGGUUUAGGGUUUCUCUUUUGGUGGCUUUAUAUCCUUAUUAUGCUCUUUUUUUUUUUCUUUUUUCUUUUUUCUUUUUUUUUUUCCCCUUUUUUGCCCUCUUUUUCCUUUUACCUUUUCUUCUUUUUCCUGUUCUGCCUUUUUCCCAUCUUGUAAAUCUAGUUCUACUGUGGGCCAGCCGUUGCUUUUGAAUUGUAAGAGAGCUAGAGGCAGGGUGGGAAAAGUAUUGCAAUAUAGUUGGGUUUUAAGAAGCUUUUCAUUUCAACUUCAGUCAAUGUUUUAGUCUUGUUACUACCAUUAUUGCUAUAACAUCAAUCUUAUGUUUUUGUUGUCUUAAUACAGGGUAAAUUUUAUC
Vitis riparia (riverbank grape) is the source of this 2914-nucleotide messenger RNA. RefSeq names its product YTH domain-containing protein ECT4. The record is from RefSeq and is a predicted model, not a curated record. The coding region runs from base 115 to 2244 and encodes 709 amino acids. NCBI's taxonomy places the organism in Eukaryota, Viridiplantae, Streptophyta, Magnoliopsida, Vitales, Vitaceae. The transcript has 9 exons. Gene Ontology annotation, biological process: mRNA destabilization. Gene Ontology annotation, molecular function: mRNA binding. Gene Ontology annotation, cellular component: cytoplasm.